AUGCUUUCAGCCGAGCAGUUAGAUUUGUUUAGAGAAUCUGCAUUUGGUAAGUUCUUGGAUCUACCACACUGCAAGGUUCAAAACCAUCUUGUCAAUCAGAUUCUUUUACGGGAGGUGCAUCAAUCAAGGAGCGACGAGCUUUGGCUUGAUUUUGGGGGGAGGUUGUUUCGGUUUGGCAUCGAAAAAUUUUCCCUGAUAACAGGGCUGAAAUGUACAGGCCCUUGCAAGAAGUUGAAUAUUCCUCAAGUAGCCGAUGGAAUGUACGACAAAUUCUUUUCUGGCGUUGGAUUAAAUAGAAACUUCAUCCGAUGGCAGUUUCUACAAAAAUACUGGAAAAGCGAUAAAGAUGCUGUCAGAUUUGCCAAGUUACACUUACUUGCAAAUUUUUUAAUUGGGUCGCAAGACACUCUUAAGAUCCAUAAAGCCGGGAAAACAGUGAGUGGUGGCUACCUCUACAGGUGCUACGGGUUUAUCCUUGCCCUCCAACUUUGGUUCUACGAGGUUUGCACCUCUGCAGAUGGUGUCAUUUGCACAUGCCGAAGCGGAAAUGACAUGCCCAGAAUGCUCAAAUGGGAAUUCAAGAACUUGAUACCCACCGACGAAGAGAAACACACAUUGUUUAUCAAUGGUUGA
Messenger RNA from Striga hermonthica, 633 nucleotides. NCBI's taxonomy places the organism in Eukaryota, Viridiplantae, Streptophyta, Magnoliopsida, Lamiales, Orobanchaceae. The record is from the annotation of a GenBank genome assembly.